Molecule: messenger RNA, 789 nt
Organism: Mycena indigotica
Lineage: Eukaryota; Fungi; Basidiomycota; Agaricomycetes; Agaricales; Mycenaceae
Exons: 1
Coding region: 1-789 (262 amino acids)
Source: RefSeq, a predicted model, not a curated record
AUGUCCACCACCACCACCUUGACGAUCCCCCUCCCGCCCUCACAACGCCUCCGUUUUAUCCGCUCGAUGAAGAAGCUCGGCGACCUGCUUACCGAGACACAGAGCACACUUGCCCUCCCCGACCCGUUACACAAUGGCCCGCGCCACGGCCGCUCAGCGUCGGUGUCCCUCUCCCCGGGCUCUUCAUCAUCGCGGACUUUCUUCUCACUCCGCACACCGACAUUGCGCUCCCCAGGGCCGCUCUCCGCGACCUUCCCGCCCAACGCAUAUUCACCUGCCAGUGCAACGCCGAUUACGCCGACGACAAUCGACCCUGAAGCGUUGAAGGAGCAUAAUCUUGCCAAGGCAUCGUCGAUGUUGGGCGAGAAUGUCCCGCCCGAGCUCGUCAUGCACAAAGGGAGCAAAGGGAAGGGGAGGAAACGGUCCAGCACCGUCAGUGUCCCAGAGUUCUCUACUCCCAGCCAAACCCAAACUCUCCCGCGCAAACCGCGCCACAGCCCCCGUCCCUCACUCAAACACGCUGUCUCCUCGUCAUCCCUCGCACCCUCUUCUUCCUCCGACGAGCCAUUUUCCUACGAUACGCUCGUUGCCGCCGCCGACCUCGACAUUCCGCCCGUCCCGGUCCUCUUCGCGCCAACCCAGUCUUCUGGGUCCAUGACUGCGGGGAAGCGUGACCGGAGCAUGUACCGCAAGGAGGCAUGCUGGAGCGGGGAGUGGUCUGGCUCCGUCAACGGGCACAUUCGCACGAUGGAGGAUGUCGUCCGUGGCCUGCGCGAGCUGCGUGCCUGA